CCUGCACUUCAGCCUGAGGUCUGUACCCAGCCUGAUGCCUGUACCCAGCCUGAUGCCUGUACCCAGCCUGAUGCCUCUCUUCAGCCUGAUGCCUCUCUUCAGCCUGAUGCCUCCACUGACCUGAUGCCUGGUGACCCGAUGCCCGCUGUCGAGCCAGACGAUCCAAUGCCUGGUGACCCGGUGCCCACUGCCUUGCCAGAUGACGCGGUGCCCGCUGGCAAGCCAAAUGACCUGAUGCCUGGUGACCCAGUGCCCGCUGUCAUACCUGGUGACCCGAUGCCCGCUGUCGAGCCAGACAAUCCGGUACCUGAUGACCCGGUGCCCGCUGUCGUGCCAAUUGACUCAGAGCCCACUGUCGUGCAUGGUGACUUGGUGCCCACUGUCUUGCCAGAUGACGCGGUGCCCGCUGUUGAGCCAAAUGACCUGAAGCCUGGUGACCCGAUGCCCGCUGUCCAGCCAGACGAUCCAAUGUCUGACCCAGUGCCCGCGGGCAUACCAGUUGACUCGGAGCCCACUGCCUUGCCAGAUGACGCGGUGCCCGCUGUCGAGCCAAAUGACCUGAUGCCUGGUGACCCGAUGCCCGCUGUCCAGCCAGACGAUCCAAUGUCUGACCCAGUGCCCGCGGUCUCGGAGCCCACUGUCGUGCCUGGUGACCCGGUGCCUGUCGCUCCGCCUGGGGGCCCGGCGCUCGCC
Messenger RNA from Staurois parvus, 693 nucleotides. The record is from the annotation of a GenBank genome assembly. Lineage: Eukaryota; Metazoa; Chordata; Amphibia; Anura; Ranidae.